AUGGAUAGCGGUAUAUUUUGGAAAUUUCCAUGUGAAGAAGGUGCAUUUGAUAUGAGCAAAUAUGUAGAGGCUAACGACCUAGAGAGUAUAUUAAAUUAUGAAGGUGUGAUACAAGAAAUAAAAGCAGAAAACUACGAGUUGUUAAAUUUUUUAGGAAGAGAAGAAAAUUUAAAAAAGAUGUUAAGCUAUAUUAUUGAAGAGUCCGAUGAGAAAAAUAAUUAUGACAAGUCAUAUAAAUUUCCUUAUAAAUGUCAUCAGAUAAUAAGUUUAGAAAAUAAAUUAAUUAGUGACGCAAUAGUAUAUAAUAAUAAUUUGAUGAAAUAUUUUUGGAAUUUUAUUUUAAAUAAAAAUCAAUUGAAUGAAGUACUGGCAGGUUAUUUUAGUAGAUGUGCUAUUGCCAUAUAUAAUAAGAAUACAAAAGAAAUUGUAAAUUUUUUAAAAAAGAAAAAAGAUUUAUAUUUAAAAGGGUUUUUAUAUCAUUUUUAUUCAAGAAAUAUUACAGAAUUAUUUAAAGUUUUAUUAUUUGUUAAAAUACCUUAUUUAUGUAUAUUUGAUAAUAAGGAUAUUAUUUUUUUAAUUUUAAGUAAUCUCAAUGGAAAUUUUUCGGACAAUAUUUAUAUUACAUCUGAUAGAGAAGAUAAUAUUACUUGUUUAAUUAGAGAUAUAUUUGUAAGAAAAUCAGAAAUAUAUUAUUUCAAUUAUUUCCUUAUUGAUUUAUCAUCUCAAUUGUCUUUCUCUUAUCUUAUUAAAUGCGUUUUUUCAGAAUGCCCAUAUACCAUAUCUGCUGCUAUUACUAUUAUUUCGGAUCUGUUACACUAUACUGUGUUGGCUAAGUCCUAUAGUAAUAUAGACUUUUACGAGUGUAUGGAAAUAUACAAUAAGGAAGAAGAGAUGAAAAAAAACGAGUUAAGAGAUGUUAUGGAUUCAGAUCAGUGUAAAACAGACAAAGCUAUACAAAAUAAUAAUAAAAAAAAAAAAAGGAAAUCAAAUAAAAUGAUAGAAGAAGAAGAAAAUACAUAUACAUCAAAAGCAUAUAUUAGUUGCAUUCAAAAUAAUAUCAAUGAUGGAAUUUCAAGUACGAAAAACAGCGAUUCUUCAACACCCAACGACGCUUUUAUUAGGAAAGUUGCACCCCACGAUAAUAGAUUUGAAAAGGAGAAAAGAGAAAUAAUAGAAAAAAGCGAAUUAGAAAAAGAGGACAAUAUUAAUAAUAAAGAAAAACAUUUAGCUCAUGUUAGCAAAAAAAUUAAGGAGGAAAAAAGCUCUCGAGGUGUAGCAAUGGGUUUAGCUCUUGGUCCAGAGACAGGCCAAAUGGGCCACGCUGACCAAGUUGGACAAGCUGAGCAGGUAGGUUACAUUGCCUAUGUUGGACUUAACGAAGGGAGUAGUCCAGAUAACAUUAAUGAGGAGGACGGAUCGAACACUUCGGAAAAGAUGAACGAACCAAAGGAGGAAAUAAAAAAAAAUGCAGGUCUAGGGAACCAGCCAAUAGACAUUGAAAAGGGGAGUAGCGAUGGUUGUGCUGCAUAUGAUGAUCAAAAUGAAGGGGAAACAAACAAUAACAAAAAAGGAGAAAAAGAUGAUUUUUAUCGCACUGUUAAUAAUAUAUGUAUGAAUUGUGGUGCUUCCAACAAUGUACAUAGUUCUGCAUGCACCUGUACCGCUGGAUGCACCGCUGGCCAUACCUCUAUUUGUAACCUUGACAAUCCCAUUGAAAGAAAAGAGAAAAAUACUGCAUUUGACCCCCAUAAAGAUGAUGACCCUAAUGACGUUAAUAAUAACUAUCAUGAUGGUAGUUGUAGUAGUGCGCUUUUAAAUAAUAAUAGAAGUAUUACCGAAGAGGGGAACAAACACAGUGAGCAUGAAAGCUGGGCCAUUUUUAACAACUGUGCUAAUCAGAAUAACAAUAGAGGAAUAAAUUUUAAAGAAACAAAAAAUGAAAAGAGUAGUGAAAUGGAUAACUGCUUUUCGUGCGAAUCGGAACUAUCCUCUUCGGAUUAUUCUGAUGACGAAAAUUUGGAGCAUUUGACAAAAAUAAGAUUUGAAGAUGUACUAAAUAGGAUGAGAAAAAUUGCUAGCAAUAAGGUUUAUGUUAAUCAGGAGGGGAUGCCUAAUGUGGAAAGAUGCAAAGGGGGUGACGAGAAAAGCGAUGAGUGGAGUAGCGAACGGAGCGGCGAAUGGAGAGGAGAAUUUAGCAGAGAAUUUAAUGGCGAACGAAAUGAACGAUUCAGAAGGGGUGAGAGAAACGGGAUAAAUGAAACAGUGGAGAGAGGAGGAAGAGGAGGUAUCGUAAAAGAACGAAUGAACAGUGAGGAUAUAUUUGGUAUUGAAUCAAACGGAUGUGCAAGCAGUAUGAUGUUGAAUGAACAAAUGAAAGAAGACACAUUUCAUAUAUUUCAAAAAGAAGAAGGAGAUGUGAACAUUCCUCUUAGCAAAUGGGUAGAGUGUUUAGAAAAUUGUAGUUUUAUAGAUAUAUGUUUUUAUAAUUAUAUAAAAGAUAUAAUGAAGUUAUAUGUAAAGAAUAUAAAUAAAAAUAAGGAUAAGAAUGUUCUUGGAUUUACUACCUUAGAAAUUAUACAAUUAAUUAAAACAUUAAUUAAGACUAAGUCAAAAAAUAUAUUAACAGAAAUAAUUGACGAAGGUUUUUUUGAUAUUUCAAUUGAUAUUUUUUUUAAAUAUAAAUGGAAUAAUUUAUUACAUAUAUCUGUAUGUGAUUUAUUACAAACAAUUAUAUUUAAAGAAAAUGAAUAUUCAUAUUUGUUAUACUACAUAUUAGCAUUAACAACAUUUUUACCAAAAUGUUUACGAUAUUUUGAUGCAGUGAGAAGGUGUCGAAAUAUUAAAAAUAAAAAAUUUGAAAGUAUAAUUGAUUGUGGAUAUAAAGCGCAUCUGUUACAUAUAUGCCAAAUAUUAAGUAAUAAAUCUUUAGAAAUUAAAUGGUUAUCAAACUUUUUAGUAACCGUCUCAGGUUGGAAUGACAUAAUAAUAGAUGAACUGAAUCAUUAUUCCUUAUAUUUCAAUGAUGUUAAUUACAACGAUGAAAAAAAAGAAGAAGUACUUGAUCGAAACGACAUAAUAACCAACGAUAUGUGUUGUACCAAUGGUAACGAUAAUUUUACUCUUGUCAAUACAAACGUGGCGACUAAUAAUAACAUCACUGCUGAAGAGGAAGAGAGGGGUAUCCAAUUUAGCAUCGAAAAUAGUGGAGAAAAUAGGGGGGGGAAUAAUAGAGAUAAUAAUAGGGAAAAUAACAGAGAUAAUAAUAGGGAAAAUAAUAGAGAUAGUAACAUGGAACAUAGUAGAGAUAUUAACAUGGAACAUAGUAGAGAUAUUAACAUGGAACAUAAUAGAGAUAUUAACAUGGAACAUAACAGGGAUAAUAAUUUUGGUAGCUACUCAAAUGUUAUAGAUAUAUUAUUUGAUGAAAAUAAAAAUGAAUACAAUAAAUAUUUAAAUGAUUGUUAUAAAAACACCUCGGAUUACUCCUUGCCCUCAAACUCCUCUUUAAAUAGAGACAGUAAUGGUACUACCAACUGUAACGGCAUUAGUGGCACAAACAAUGGUAGUAAUGGUAAUACCAACUGUAGUAUCAAUAGCGAUAGUGGUAAUAAUACCAACAGGGAGAAUGCGCACAAUAUAAUGGAUAAUUAUAACAAGGAAGUGGAAGCACAAUUUGACGGUAAUAAUUUUGAUAUAAGCAACUACCAAAAUAACUACGAUGAUAAUUUCCAUAAAUAUGAUGACUUUUAUGAUAAUAAUAUUCAAAACAAAAUAAUUAAUUUUCCAAACGACUCUAAUAAUUAUGCAUUUGACGAUCAUAUGAAUGAAGAAGAAGAUAGUCAUUUCGAUGAUAUGCAAAACGGGAAUAACUACUAG
This is a messenger RNA of Plasmodium malariae, 3876 nucleotides long. Its product is annotated as conserved Plasmodium protein, unknown function. The record is from RefSeq and is a predicted model, not a curated record. The coding region runs from base 1 to 3876 and encodes 1291 amino acids. The transcript has 3 exons. Gene Ontology annotation, molecular function: protein phosphatase binding; protein phosphatase regulator activity. Lineage: Eukaryota; Apicomplexa; Aconoidasida; Haemosporida; Plasmodiidae.